UUUACAAAUUUCAUUAAAAAAAGAAGAAGAAAACUUUUCACGAAAUUUGAUAUUUUUCGACGUGUAUUUCACAGCUUUCUGCAUUUGUCCUGCUUUCACACGCGAUCAAUCGAAAUGCCUAAAUAUGCGCAGUUAGUCAUGGGUCCGGCUGGUAGCGGGAAGUCAACCUACUGCAGUAGCUUGGUGCGUCAUUGUGAAGCUUUGCGAAGAACAGUUCAUGUUGUGAACUUGGAUCCGGCUGCUGAAUACUUCGACUACCCGGUGUUGGCAGAUAUUCGCGAGUUGAUCCACUUGGACGAUGCCAUGGAAGAUGAGACACUUCACUUUGGGCCGAAUGGUGGAUUAGUGUUUUGCAUGGAAUACUUUGCUCAGAAUCUUGAAUGGUUGGAGGAACAGUUGGAUGACAUCGAUGAUGACUAUGUCAUAUUUGACUGUCCUGGACAAAUUGAGCUCUAUUCCCACCUUCCCGUCAUGAGACAGUUCGUGGAUCAGUUACAGCGGUGGGAUUUCCGAGUCUGCGGCGUUUUCCUUAUCGAUUCACAAUUUCUUGUCCAGUCCAGCAAACUAGUCUCCGGGAUUCUCGCUGCCUUGUCUGCAAUGGUGAAUUUAGAGAUUCCGCAUGUAAACGUGAUGACUAAGUUAGAUUUAAUCAGUAAAAAGGACAAAAAAGAUAUUGAAAGAUUCUUAGAACCAGACCUCCAUCUCUUACUAAAUGAGGAAUUCGAACAUUCAACAUCCAGUCAGAAGUUCCAAAAGUUAAAUGCUGCUAUGGCAACAUUGGUUGAAGACUACAGCCUUGUGAAGUUCAUGCCCCUCGAUCAGACAGACGAAGACUCAUUAAACGAUUUGUUGUUACACAUUGAUAAUGCUAUACAAUAUGGAGAGGACCUGGAUGUGAAGGUUAAGGAUUUUGAUGAAGUGGAGGCAGAGUCGACAUCAGAAAACUUAACACACUUUGAUUGAAUGAUGGAUGUGUUCACUGCUCUCUCUCUCUUGGAGUCUGAUUGUAGACAUGAUCCCAGUUUUGGGCCGCUAAACUGGAUUAUAUUUCACACCAUGAUGAAGAUGAGGAGUUGUCUCUGAAAGUUGUUGCCAGUCCUCGAUUGUUUUUUAAGGAAAUGUUGUAAAUAAAUGAUUAUUUUAUACAA
Molecule: messenger RNA, 1148 nt
Organism: Lineus longissimus
Lineage: Eukaryota; Metazoa; Nemertea; Pilidiophora; Heteronemertea; Lineidae
Product: GPN-loop GTPase 3-like
Exons: 7
Coding region: 115-963 (282 amino acids)
Molecular function (GO): GTPase activity
Source: RefSeq, a predicted model, not a curated record